AUGCACUUGAACCCCACAAGCACACUUUCUUAUUGGCUUACCAAUGCUCCUUUUCAACAACCUACCAAAGAACCCUUGCCGGACAAGGCUGACAUUGUCAUUAUAGGAGCUGGUCUUACUGGCAUGUCGACUGCCUAUUGGUUGCAACAGCUACGUCCUGAACUUAAGGUGGUUGUAGUGGAGGCUCGUGGUAUUUCAAGUGGUGCCACAGGUCGAAAUGGUGGUAUUAUCACCCCUGGAUUGAACGAUGAUUUCGAUGCCAUUGUCAAUAGCUAUGGUGUGGAUGCUGCACAAAACUUGGUUGAAUUUGAUUACCGUAACGUGGAUGCAUUGGCUGAAUUUCUCAAACAUCAUUCGGACAAUGACAAGGGCUUUUUUGAUCCCGAGAUCACGUGGACCAAGGGUACCAUUAUUGCAUGGUCCACAGCCCAAGAAGCUGAAGAUAGCUAUCCUGGUGCCGUAGCAUUGGCUAACAAGAUUGAAGAUAUCCGUGUACUCUCCCCUGAGGAAUUACAAAAGAUCCCUGGAUUGGAAUCAUUCAAGCAUGGUGGUAUCCAUAUCAGAACAACAGCUAUCGCAUGGGCUGCCAAGAUUGUGUUUUGUCUCGCACGCUAUCUUCAAAACAAGAUUCACAUUGCCACACAUACUCGCGUUUUAUCGGUGGAGGGAAAUAAGGUUAUCACCAGCCGUGGUACCAUCCAAGCCGGUCGUGUUGCCUAUUGCACAAAUGCUUGGUCAGGUCGUUUGCUUGAAAAGUUGUCGCCUUACAUUGUACCUGUACGUAACCAAGUAGUGAGUGCACGUGCUGUUGAAGGUCGUCCUCGUCUUGAACAUGUGCUUAGUGCCAACCGGGGUUAUCAAUACAUGUCAUUCCGCCCCAAUGGUGAUAUUAUCAUGGGUGGUAUGCGCGAUAUUGUACCCAGCAAACAAGAAUACGAGGACGAUGACUCAACGAUGAAUCUUACUGUGUCACAAGGACUGCGAAAGUUUAUGCGUGAGAUUGUCCAUGUGCCAUCAGUUGAUAAGGAAUGGGUUGGUGUGAUGGGUUUCUCACGAGAUCGACUCCCUAUUGUCGGUAAUCUUAAGCCUGUAUUGGGUGACAAGGAAGGUAGCAACCAAUACAUUGCUGCUGGUUUCACCGGUCAUGGUAUGCCACGUACUUUCCUCUGUGGUCGUGCUCUCGCUCAAAUGCUCGCUGAUAAGCCAUUGGAUGAUUGGUUCCCUCCAGAGUUUUUGGUCGAACAUGAAUCUCGUAAGAGCUGGUGGAGUGAUAAGAGCAAAUUGUAG
Molecule: messenger RNA, 1287 nt
Organism: Lichtheimia ornata
Lineage: Eukaryota; Fungi; Mucoromycota; Mucoromycetes; Mucorales; Lichtheimiaceae
Exons: 5
Coding region: 1-1287 (428 amino acids)
Cellular component (GO): cytoplasm
Molecular function (GO): oxidoreductase activity
Source: RefSeq, a predicted model, not a curated record